This is a messenger RNA of Uranotaenia lowii, 2934 nucleotides long. Its product is annotated as GAS2-like protein pickled eggs. The transcript has 2 exons. Lineage: Eukaryota; Metazoa; Arthropoda; Insecta; Diptera; Culicidae. The annotation marks the transcript as partial. The record is from RefSeq and is a predicted model, not a curated record.
UAUGUUUCCAUUUCACAGACUUCCGAAAAAGGAUACCUUGCCUCGCCAAGUUUGAGUCGUCGUUCAAUGUCUCCAAGUCCCCGUCGACUGGAGAUGCAGAAGAAAAAGCAGAAUUCGCUGGAUUCGAAUUCACUUACAAAGACGACAGCGCCCGGUGGCAACAACGCGCAGGCUACGGGUUCUCAUCACCAGCACACCGUCCACUUUGAAUGCGAUCGAAACGUUUCGACAACUGCAAACGAUAUUAAGACUGAGUCGUCUGCCAAUCCGGAUGACAAAAGCAACAAAUACGAAAACAUUAGUGACAAUGGAAGCGAAAUAAGCGACGAAGGUUACCGGAGUCUGGGAGUCAUCCAAUCGAACAACGGUGCUACCCUAACGCAACAGAAACGGGUGUCUCUCUACAGCCAGGCCUCGAACGAAGAUGCAGAUUUAUGUGCGCAUCUCGAACAAAAUUCUUCGGAUAUUCAAGUGACGCCAACGGACGACAGUAAUUCAAAGAUUAACGACGAUGAUUCGACAACCAUUUCUGAUGAAGUUACUGCACGUUCAGACGAUAUCGAAAAGAUAGGCGAGCUCACGGAUGCUGUAGAUUCUGUUCCACAGUCUGAUAAUCAGUUUGCCAAAUCAGGAGUUUUCAUAACUGAUGACAAUAUCACAAUCGAUAUUGCCAGCAGCACCGGAUUGCGGAAGACUGGUUUUUCAGAGAACUUAUAUGAAGGGGUUAAUCCAAAAAGCACAGCAACUAAAAUACCAGCAUCUCCAACCCCUACGAGACGUAAAAGCAUUGACGGUGGCUCAAUGCAACCCCAAGACAAAACUUCGUCUCUGAACCGAAAAAUUCCAACCUAUCGAUCGGUGCGAAAAGCUACCCCAACAAAUGAUAAAGACAACAAAGAUAACACAUGGAGUGGCAGGACCACAAAACAACGCCCAGCUCUGACGGCGGAUACCUUCGACACCAAAGUCAAUAACUCGAACCCGGCAUUGUCUCGAAACUCGCCAGCCAGAACAUCUCAAUAUGACAAAAACGGAAGGCGAACUAAGCCCAGUAACUCCGUAAAUACUUCUCCCAGUAAAUGUAUCCAAUCGUCUGCUCUUGCGCAACAGCUCAUGGAAGCAGCAGCUAGUGCCCAAAAUGACUCUCAAAUGAUAGAAAAAGUUAAGAAAUUGCUCUCUAAAUACUCCGUCGGGCCACAGCCGUCAACAAAUGGGUCAACCAAUGAAACUAAUGAAUAUGAUGAUUUCACCACAGCUUGGGUGAACAACAAUGGAUUGGUCGAUCGGAAUAUGAGCAGUUCGCCAAAGAUGCUCUCGAAACGGAGCUCUUCCGUAUCUACCGCUUCAGAAGGCGCCAACUGCAAAGACAUACCCUCAGUCAUAUCGCCACGCCGCGAUAAAGGGAUGUCCAAAAUUCCUGCACCGGUUCGCUCAAACACAGGAUUAUACUGACACAGACGGAAUCGGUCAUUGAACGUUGUCGGUGCUAAAGUCUAGCUUCGUUAUUGGAUUUUCCGCGUAUAAUUGUUUAAAACUAAAGUAAGUUAUGCGUGAUUUGUUGACGAUGUCGCACAAUAUAUUUGAUAAGUACGUUACCAACUGCUCGAUCAAGAACUAUAUCACAGGCUACGGUGUAGUGAGAUUUGAUAGUAGGUAUUUGCAAUAUUUAGUAGCUUUGGAAAAUUGAUCUAAAAUUAUCAAGAAAUUCCAAGCAUAUGUAAAAGUCACUGGAAUGUAAAAAUUGAUUUUAAAAAUAUAACGUUUGAUUUUUAAAAAUAAGAAAUGUUCAUCAGAUCGGUUCAAAUAUGGCUCGAGAAUUCACUGGUAUUGGUCGAGAAUACACUGGAAAAAUUGGUAGCUUCUGGCUGGAAGACACACAAUUUGUCUAAUAUUUUAUUCGAGACAUGAGAUAGUUUUGUUUUAAAUUUUAAAUCAAUUGUAAAAAAGCUAACGUUUUGCAUUUUAUUUCACAGGUUCCAAAAUGUUUCCUUCAAUCUAUCGUUUCACUGUUAUUACAUACAAUCCUAGCUAUGCAAUAGCUUUGUCUGUUCGUGAGAAUAAACUAUUUUUUAAAUCAAUAUAAAUUUAAUGUAAGCAUCUGUUAUAAACAAAAUUGCAAUAAAUGGUACUGCUGUUAAAUCAAUUGACAUAUUCUCUGACAUAAUCUCAAGCCAUCAUAGACAUCAAAAGUCGAGCGAAUUAUCCUGCGUGUAAGACUAUAAAACACUAUUAUCAUUCUAGAGGUGCUUUUAAUUGUUUGUUUUAGAAAAAAAACUCGUUUAUGAGUUAAUGAAACUAUGGUCACGAAUCAGGUUGAUCGAAAACACAAAAGACAACUGAACGCAGCAGAAAGACUUAUACGAUAGAAGGAAAAUCUAGCAUGAAAUUUUGAAAACCUUAAUUAACAACCUAUACUAACUAUAUACACAUAACUCGCUAAAAGUAAUAUCUUUCCUACUAGAUAGAAAUUAUACUCAGUAACGUUACAGAAAUAAUAGACACUGUCAAUGAUUUACAAUCUUUAAACUCAGUUCAUACGAAAACAAAACAUGCAACUGCAUCACAGAACGUCCAUAGAACAGAAAGGCAAACAGUCAUCAAUAGUGCAAUCUAAACGCGCAAUAACAAUACAGCCAUAUUUAGUUUGAAUAAUAUAUUUAUGAAUAUCGUGCAUGUGCAUUGAACCCCAAUAUUUACUGCAGAUAGUGGCCAAUAAUCAUGGGAGAAAUAAAUCAACUAGCUACUACAUAAUACGUUUCAGUUUAUCAAUUUGAACUUGUAAUUUUUAAUAGAAAAAAAAAAACAAAUGCAUUGAUUUAUUUUUCCCAAGUUUGUUGUAAGCAUCAAGUUUGUGAUUUACAAUGAAAUGCGUCUUUGAAAUGUUUAUAGGCCUGCAUAUAAUUGAAGGAAGUUUUAAUAAAGAAAUUAUAACUG